Molecule: messenger RNA, 3960 nt
Organism: Stegastes partitus (bicolor damselfish)
Lineage: Eukaryota; Metazoa; Chordata; Actinopteri; Pomacentridae
Gene: gls2a
Product: glutaminase 2a (liver, mitochondrial)
Exons: 19
Coding region: 118-1944 (608 amino acids)
Biological process (GO): L-glutamine catabolic process
Molecular function (GO): protein binding; glutaminase activity
Source: RefSeq, a predicted model, not a curated record
UGAUGAUGAAAAGCUCCGAGGACCAAGGGGCUCUGGUCACAAGUAUCUCUCAGGACCAGCUACCGGGGAAAAAAUAAACUCCUCUGAAUAAUUAAAGAUUGAGCCCUACUUAUCACAAUGCAUUGCCUGAAAAGUCUGAGGACAGCUAACCCGGGAAUCCUGCAGCUAUUUAAAAAUGCAGGGAUCUCCGCCAGACUGGGAGCUGACAGCAUUGUUUUGUCCAGGACUCAGCAACCUGUUUCUCUCCCCUGCUGGGCUGCAGCAUCACCCCACACCCACAGAGCCUUUCAUCAGCAGCAGAACCCUGAUGAGGACCAAGGACACUCCAAAAGUAGGUUGAUGUCCAGUAUGGAGGACCUACUUUUCUACACCAUCACUGAUGGCAAAGAGAUGAUCCCCCUCUCCGAGUUCAUCUCUGCUUUAAGAAAAACAGGAUUGUUGACAUCUGACCCUCGACUCCGUGACUGUGUCCGUCAGAUGCGACAAUCCACACGUGAUUCUCCUGGGCCGGUCAUGAUGGACAAGAAGCUCUUCAGAAGGUGUGUGGGCAACAACAUUAUGUUACUGACUAAGGCUUUCAGGAAAAAGUUCAUCAUCCCUGACUUCCAAAAGUUCACCCACCUGAUCAAUAAGAUGUAUGACAGUGCACAACAGCAGGAAGGAGGACAAGUAGCUGAUUACAUUCCUCAGCUGGCCAAGUUCAGCCCUGAUCUCUGGGGAGUCUCUGUGUGCACAAUUGAUGGACAAAGACACUCAGCAGGCGACACCAAGGUUCCCUUCUGUCUGCAGUCGUGUGUGAAGCCUCUGGAAUAUGCCAUCGCCGUGCACGAGCUCGGCAGUGAGCAUGUUCACCAUUUUGUGGGCAAAGAGCCCAGUGGAUUCAAGUUCAACAAACUGUCACUAAAUGAGGAAGAUAAACCACACAACCCCAUGGUGAAUGCCGGCGCGAUCGUCAUCAGUUCUUUAAUUAAGCCUAGUUCAAAUAAGGCUGAGAGGUUUGACUAUGUGAUGGAGUUCUUGAAAAGCAUGACUGGUACAGAGUACGUGGGCUUUAGCAAUGCAACCUUCCAGUCAGAGAGAGAGACCGGCGACAGGAAUUAUGCAAUUGGUUAUUACCUCAAAGAGAAAAAGUGCUUUCCUGAUAAUGCAGAUAUGAUUGCAGCCCUGGACUUUUACUUUCAGUUGUGCUCCAUAGAGAUAACCUGUGAGUCAGGAAGUGUCAUGGCUGCCACACUGGCCAACGGCGGUAUUUGUCCAAUCACAGGUGAUCGCGUGCUGAGCGCUGAAGCAGUUCGCAACACCCUGAGUCUCAUGCAUUCAUGCGGCAUGUACGACUUUUCCGGACAGUUUGCCUUCCAUGUGGGCCUGCCUGCUAAAUCUGGUGUUUCAGGUGCUGUACUGCUGGUGGUUCCAAACGUCAUGGGUAUGAUGUGUUGGUCCCCGCCAUUAGAUCGCCUUGGAAACAGUGUUCGUGGCAUUCACUUUUGUCAGGAACUUGUCUCUCACUUUAACUUUCACAAUUACGACAACCUGAGGCACUUCACUAAGAAACACGACCCAAGAAGACGAUCAGAUGAGGAUCCAAACAAGUCAGUGGUAAACCUGAUGUUUGCAUCAUACAGUGGUGACCUCUCUGCUCUGAGGAGGUUUGCCCUUUCAGCUGUGGACAUGGAGCAGACAGACUACGACUCUCGCACAGCGCUGCACAUUGCUGCCGCAGAAGGUCAGCUGGAAGCUGUGGUCUUUCUCACUGAAAUAUGUAAAGUAAACCCCCACAUGAAAGACAGAUGGGGAAACACACCCCUGGAUGACGCCAUGCAGUUUGGCCAUGAUGUCAUCGUUUCAAUCCUACAAAAGUACCAGCGAGUGUGCACUGACAGCAACUCACCAAGCAACACAGAGGAGCAGAAAGACACAGUGGAUACAAUGAAGAGCAUUGUUUAAACCACAGGGGAUCAUGAGGGUUUGUAAUGCAAAUGAGUAUUUUAUUACGCACCUGAGAGGAAUGAAAGGACACAGGGUGAUUGAGAGACGUGAUGAAUGAAUGAAUUGAUCUUAUAUGGUAUGGUCAAAAAUGUUCUAUAUUUGUGUGAGCAUCAUACUUUAAACUGCUGAAAAACAAUGCCUUUCUGUGGACCGAAGGUUUGGUCAAUAAUGUAUUAAUGAAGCACUAAUAUUAACAAGCAGCGUGUUGCUUGUGUAGAGGAAAAUUAUAAUAAUGUAUACCAUGAUUUGGUUUGCAUUGAAUUAUGAAUGAACUGCAUUUGUGCUCAGAUAAAUGCUACUGAUAAGAGCUACUGAGAUGUAAAUAUAUAAUAUAUUGUGCUUAUUUAUUUUUAUCAUGUUGAAAUGUUGUAUAUUCUGCUUAAUUAGUAUGUUAUUUCAUUAGAGAGGGGCUAUGCUUCCUGUGGAUUAACUAUACAUAUUCCCAAAGCUACGUUAUGAAUUAUUCUCCUUAGACGGGUGGUGAUUUAGCUGCAUUUGUGUCUUUAACACUGAAAGUACUGUUACAUUCAUGCUUUUACAUGCACAUUGGUAUUUAAUUUUGAUCAUAUUCAGGGUAUGGGCUUCAUGUGGAACAUGAAAAACCUGUUUUUUCAGAUUCCUGUACACAUGCACCAUUGCACAUUUAUAUUCAGUUGUGUCUUGAUUUAUCAUCAUCUCAGCUGUUAUUUACCAGCAACCGUUACAGUAUUAAGGUUUUACCAGGUAUUUUUUAGGUUUUUCAAAACCACAGUAACAUCUUGUCCCAGUAGACCUGUUAAUUGAGGCUCCAGUUUAUUCACUGCCGAUGCACUAUGCAAAUGUGGGUUUUAAUGCCCCAGCAUCAUCAACAGCCAUGACCAGAGGCAUUAUGUUUUUGGUUUGUCCAUCUGUCCACAUGUCUGUCCAUCCCAUACUUGUGAACUCGAUAUUUAAGGAAUACCUGGAGGGAAUUUUAUUCAGAUUUACCUCAAGGAUGAACUGAUCACAAGUCAAAAUUCACUGUGACCUUACAAAAAUGCAUUUUUGGCUGUAGUUUAAGAAUUCAUACAAUAAUUAUGAAAAUACUUCACAUAAAUGUCUUAAUAGGAGGACAUUUUAUAUCCAAAAAGUCAAAGAUCAUCACAAUAUUCUGCAAAAACACUUUUCUGGCUUUCAUUCUGCCCUGUAACUCAGGAACAGAAGGGGAGGAUGUGAACAUAUUUCAAAUUGGGCCUGAUACUGCAUUGGUGACACUCAUCUUGGUUGGCUACCUGUGCUGAUUGUGUUGAUCUUCCAGGCUGCCAGGCUGAAGACAUGUGUGCAACAGCUACUUCUUUUAAUUUGUUGCUUCUUUGCAGCAACAUCUGUAUUUGAAGCAUUGUCUGCUGUCAUCACUUCGACUUUAUGUCCUAUCAGAAUAAGCCUUUUGGGCCAAUUAUGUGAGCACACAGUAGGACUUUCUCUGUUCUUUGUUUCCCCGAGUGAAUAGAUACACUACAUGUAUUAUGAGAGCCUGGAAAGACAUGGAUGGAAACUGCAACUUGACUUGGUUUUAUUUUGAAAGACUUCCUCUUCCUCUUUUAUUGGUUGUGUGUCAAAAAAAAAUAAUACAUCUGUCACAUGCUUGGAACAAUACAGAUUUGGGUAUAAACAAAACUUCAGUUACAAGGUAUGCAAAGAAGUGUUACAAACUCAACACAGAUGUGUUUAAAGUUACACUUUCUCAAAUGAGAAAUGCUUGUUAAUAUGCAGCCUACUAAGAUGACUGUAUUGUGAUAUAUGUGCAACGUCAUUGUGUUAAAAAAAUGUAAUGUUCUAAAGUUUAGUCAUCGUAAUUGAUGUAUUUUUCAUUAUGCUUUAUUUCAUUUAACUGGCAGUGAAAUUACUUAUCUCUUCACAAGGCUUUAGUCACUGUAAACAUCAUGCAGCUGUAAAUGAAAGAAUUGUAAAAGCAGUUUCAGUGAAGGUAUUUUAUUAAACAAUAUAAAGUAUGAA